Messenger RNA from Micropterus salmoides (largemouth bass), 2388 nucleotides. RefSeq lists its product as uncharacterized. Lineage: Eukaryota; Metazoa; Chordata; Actinopteri; Centrarchiformes; Centrarchidae. The transcript is spliced from 14 exons. The record is from RefSeq and is a predicted model, not a curated record. The coding region runs from base 521 to 1939 and encodes 472 amino acids.
UUUCAGCCUGUGUGAAGAUGAGGGCGAUUAUCUGCAGCUGCCUGUUGGCCUUCGUUCUGAGCUAUAAAGUCACUGCUGAUUGAAUGUGACCAGGCACCACCAACAACUGUACUGUUAAUGCCUCUUCUGGAAAAACAGAUUGACUUCACACAAGGCUUAAUGAAAGUAAAUAUGAAUGUAAUCUGCAGUAUACCCAAAGUGUUAUGCUUGCUUCAGAUGAAACUCGCAACUCAGCUGCCGUGAGAACACUUCUGCUAAAUAAAACCACAGGUAACAAGGCUCCACCAGCAACAACAUCAACAACUACAACUACAACAAGACGAACAACGACAACAGCACCUCAUCCAGCAGCACCAACUGCACCAUCACCGUCACCUGCAGACACUGAUACAACAAAGAAACAAAGUCACUGUGGGCAGCCCUGAAAUGAGACAAUAUAUCAAAGUAUUUGAGAAGAGCCUGGCCUCUCUGCAGCGUCCUCACCCUGUUGAGGGUAAAGUGACGUGGCUUAGAGAGAUUAAUGGAAACAAAGUCAACAUACUUAGAGCUAAAGAAUGAAUGUGACCAGGCACCACCAACAACUGUACUGUUAAUGCCUCUUCUGGAAAAACAGAUUGACUUCACACAAGGCUUAAUGAAAGUAACAAGGCUCCACCAGCAACAACAUCAACAACUACAACUACAACAAGACGAACAACGACAACAGCACCUCAUCCAGCAGCACCAACUGCACCAUCACCGUCACCUGCAGACACUGAUACAACAAAGAAACAAAGUCACUGUGGGCAGCCCUGAAAUAAGAGAAAGACUUGAACCGUCUGGGAUGGAUCCGUUAGCCUUUACGUUGCUUCUCUUUCUGCUCGCUUUUAUCGGAUGCUGUGCGGGGCAGUCCGUACUGCCAUCGGGUCCGGUGGACGCAAUUGUGGGAAGAAAUGUCACGUUAACCACCCUGGUUGACAAAGCAAAUUAUGAUUACAUAACCUGGAAUUUCAACAACGGGGCUCAAUUUAAUGUUGCUACCUUGAGUCUGUCAGGGUUGAAAGUGGGCACACGGUUCCAGGGAAGAGCGUCGAUCAACACGACCAACGGAUACUUGACCCUGACAUCCCUGAAGGCAGCUGACGGCGGCGAAUAUAGCAUCAGCAUAUUAUCAUCAGAGGGUACACAAACCGGAGAUAUAAUCCUCCGAGUCCUCGAUCCAGCCACCAGCUCCACGCCUACCUCAGCUUCCCCUGAAACCACCAAGCAGUGUACAGGAUGCUGUGCGGGGCAGUCCGUACUGCCAUCGGGUCCGGUGGACGCAAUUGUGGGAAGAAAUGUCACGUUAACCACCCUGGUUGACAAAGCAAAUUAUGAUUACAUAACCUGGAAUUUCAACAACGGGGCUCAAUUUAAUGCUGCUACCUUGAGUCGGUCAGGGUUGAAAGUGGGCACACGGUUCCAGGGAAGAGCGUCGAUCAACACGACCAACGGAUACUUGACCCUGACAUCCCUGAAGGCAGCUGACGGCGGCGAAUAUAGCAUCAGCAUAUUAUCAUCAGAGGGUACACAAACCGGAGAUAUAAUCCUCCGAGUCCUCGAUCCAGCCACCAGCUCCACGCCUACCUCAGCUUCCCCUGAAACCACCAAGCAGUGUACAGAUCCAGCCACCAGCUCCACGCCUACCUCAGCUUCCCCUGAAACCACCAAGCAGUGUACAGUUUACUUUGUGCCUCUGGUUGUUUGUGUGGUUCUGAUUGUCCUGCUGUUGGCUGGUUAUCUGCUGCUGCUCUUCAAAUGGAUGAAAAACAGAAACCUCAGAUCUUCAAAAAGCAGAAAUGUGGAGUUAUCUGGCGCCCGCAAGAACAGGACUCCAGUCUCCACGGGUGAAGACUCCACUUACCAGAGCCUCGAUCCUGCCAGCAGGGACAAGGACCAGAUCUACUCCUCACUCACUUAACCUUACAUAACUCCCAGAAAACCACAAAUAGUUGAAUCCUCACACAAACACAAAGUGAGCUUUAAAGCGGUUGAUAGGUUUUUAUGCUAAGCUACCUGUUGAACACCGACGCCCCCGGUCUUGGGGGCAGCACAGGCCGACUCCUAAUAAGCUUUUUCAACGGUGCUGGUUAAAUGUACACAGAGGUGCAGAUACGAGUAGCCGCUAGCCUGAUUGACAAACACAUUGUCACUCCCGACUCAUCACAUAUUGACGCUUGGUCAAGACCCUUUGACGUCGCUUUUUAACGCCCUGGGUACCCCUUUUGCGCCAUUUAUUGUCAACUUAGCAAUGCUUAGCAACAACAAAUAUACAACUUCCGGUAAAGUUAGCAUCAAUAAAUAUGCAAAGACCGGUUAGACUUUCAAAAUAAAAGGCAGGUGUUUCGAAACAUUGCCAUUUUGAAACGG